Aspergillus melleus is the source of this 1363-nucleotide messenger RNA. RefSeq names its product glycoside hydrolase family 18 protein. The record is from RefSeq and is a predicted model, not a curated record. Lineage: Eukaryota; Fungi; Ascomycota; Eurotiomycetes; Eurotiales; Aspergillaceae. Gene Ontology annotation, biological process: carbohydrate metabolic process. The transcript has 4 exons. Gene Ontology annotation, molecular function: hydrolase activity, hydrolyzing O-glycosyl compounds; chitin binding. Bases 152 to 1363 code for a protein of 403 amino acids.
GCUACCCAUAGAGACAAAGAGACCGGCAAGGGCGUUUGCGGCUUUGGACCCGACUUUUGUGGAAAGGAUUGUACCUCGCAGUGUGAUCGCAAAAGCGAAUGUGACGCCGGCUGGGGUAUGCAAUGGUCCAAUGCGUCUACGUGUCCCUUGAAUGUGUGCUGUAGCAAGUAUGGUUUCUGUGGUUCGUCCGCCUGCCCUCCCUUUACAUGUGAUUCUUGACCUUCAUCUCAUUCUCAUAGGAACAACCGAGGACUUCUGUCAAGGCAAGAAGGUGAUUUCCCCCGAAUGCACCGGCGAUUCGGCCAAAGCCAAAACCAUCGGAUACUGGGAAGGCUGGAACGAAGAGAAGAAGUGUGACCAUAUGCCUGCGAAGGAUAUCCCCCUGGGGUACUACACGCACAUUAACUUUGCAUUUGCCUACAUCGAUCCCUCGACCUUCCGCGUUGCCCCUAUGGAUACGGCCACUGCCUCGCGCUAUCGUCAAGUGACAGCUCUCAAGGCCCGUCAGCCUGGCCUCGAAGUGUGGAUUGCCAUUGGGGGCUGGGCCUUCAAUGAUCCGGGCAAUACGGCGACAACGUUCUCAGAUCUUGCUGCCUCCGAGGCACACCAGAAUACGUUCGCUGAAUCGUUGAUCAACUUUAUGGUGGUCAACAACUUCGAUGGGGUCGACCUUGACUGGGAAUAUCCCGUGGAUGACCAACGUGGAGGGAAGCGCGAGGACUACGCGAACUACCCUGCAUCCUACUGGUAUCUUCGCGGAUUCGAUAUCGCCAAUCUGGAGCCCCACCUGGACUGGUUCAACAUCAUGACUUAUGACAUCCACGGUCUUUGGGAUAGAAAUUCAACCGGAGGAGUCGGUUCAUAUGCCUUUGCCCACACGAACAUGACCGAGAUCAACUCGGGCCUUGAGCUCCUGUGGCGCAAUAACAUCAACCCGGCACGGGUCGUCCUGGGUCUAGGUUUCUACGGCCGUAGUUUCACGAUGAAGGAUCCCAAUUGCCUCACGACCGGAUGCCCCUUCAGCGAUGGCGGCCGCAAAGGCAGGUGCACCGAUACCGAGGGAAUUUUGUCCGGCAGGGAGAUCAACCAGAUUAUCAAGGAUGGCGCCAAAGUCACAUUUGACAAGGAAGCGGCCGUGAAGAUGGUAACCUGGGACAAGGACCAGUGGGUCAGCUGGGACGACAAGGAAACGCUGAAGCUGAAAUAUGACUUUGCCAACAAGCGUUGUCUAGGAGGAACGAUGGUGUGGGCGGUGGACUUGGACGAUGGCACAUUGAUUGAGGCACUUGGAGAAACCAUGGGCAAGAACAGGACCAAGCAUUUCAAAGAGUCAAAUCCGUUUUUCAUUCAGGAGAUUCUCUGA